This is a messenger RNA of Uloborus diversus, 3099 nucleotides long. It is a transcript of the gene Pez, whose product is annotated as tyrosine-protein phosphatase non-receptor type 21-like. The transcript is spliced from 20 exons. Gene Ontology annotation, biological process: protein dephosphorylation. The record is from RefSeq and is a predicted model, not a curated record. NCBI's taxonomy places the organism in Eukaryota, Metazoa, Arthropoda, Arachnida, Araneae, Uloboridae. Gene Ontology annotation, cellular component: cytoskeleton. Gene Ontology annotation, molecular function: protein tyrosine phosphatase activity. Bases 1 to 3099 code for a protein of 1032 amino acids.
AUGCCUUUCAAACUGAAACUUAAAAAAAGCAGACAGUACAAUGUCUCCUCAAAGAAUUUGUUUGUUCUUUCCGUAGAAUUGCUUGAUAACACAACUGUGGAAUGUACUUUGUCUUCGCAAAGCCUUGGUCAAGAGUGCCUUAAUAAUGUUUGUCAGAGACUUGGAUUACAACAACCUCAAUAUUUUGGGCUCAAGUUUCUGUCCAAAAAGGGUACAUUUUGGUGGGUGGAUUUACAAAGCCCUUUGAAAAAGCAACUAGAUAAAUAUGCAACAGAAAAUUGCAGUUUGUCCCUCGGUGUCAUGUUUUUUGUAUCUGAUGUAAAUAUUUUACAUGAUGAAGUUACAAGAUAUCAUUAUUUUCUUCAGCUGAAGUCUGAUAUUCUAGAAGGUAAACUACAUUGCACAGAAGAGCAAACAAUUCUAUUUGCCAGUUAUAGUCUUCAAGCUGAAUUUGGUGACCACGAUCCAGAAAGACACACUACUGAAUACUUGACCAAUUUUGGACUAUUGCCUAAGCAAAUGGUUCAGGGUAAAGAAAAUCAGGAGGCCAUUCUGGAACGUGUAAUUCUUACCCACCGUAGUCUUCAAGGAAUGUCUCAACAACUGGCUGAAGUAUAUUAUAUAAUGGAGGCCCAGAAACUAAACGGUUAUGGGUUAGAAUGUUUUGCUGCUAAGUAUAAUCUGCCUUUUGUUUACUUUCGGUGGAAUCAAAUAAUAAAUUUAUUUCACAAUAAAAAGUGUUUUAUUAUUGAACAUCGCAACAAUCCUAAAUUGCUUCACAAUUUCAUGGAAGAUUCUCAUUUAGCCAAAUAUAUUUGGAAAACAUGCAUUCAACAACAUUGCUUUUAUACAAAGAAUGAAGGUAUUGUAAAUAGUAGCAGUCCAUCUUUUGAUCAUCAAACUGAGCCAAAGCAACCAAGUGUAUCAAAUGUAUCAAUAAACUCGAAACCUGCCAGUACAAAACAAAAUGAAAAAGGUUCUAGAAGUGUGCUGCAUAUGCAAGAAAGUCAAGACUCAUUAGAUGGUUUAGGUGUUUAUCAUACAGAUAGUGGGUAUAGUGAAACAUUACCGGCAACUAGUUCCUGUAGCCAAAUAUUUGAGGGGAAUCAUAGCCCUGAAAUUUCAGCAAUGUCUAAUCCAUCGAUUCAACGCAACAGCAUAACAACAUUGAAUGCAAGCAGCUUGCAUAUCUCUUCUGGCUCAAAUUCCGUCUCUCCGGCAUAUUCUCAACUUCUACCUCAAAGUUACAAUUCUCAGAGCAACUUGUCACUUCUAAGACGUGUUUCCUUAUCCGAUGCUUCCAUGCAUCAACAAAGUCAUUUAAAUAUCAAUGAAACUGGAAGCUUGUUGGAAUCAAAGCCGGUUUGUUCAGUGUUGCCCUUGUAUCGCCAAGCACCAGAUUACGAUACAGCCAUUAAAUUGAAGUAUGGUAUGCCAAAGAACCAGGACCAUGUUUCUGCUCCUAGUUUGCAUUUGCCACUUCACACAUAUAGUUCACCUGAUCUGGCAACUCAAAGUACAACAUGUGCGGAACGUCUUUUAAAUGCUCAUGUGAUGUAUCAGUUCAAACCACCUCCUCCUUAUCCAUAUAAACAGAGGUCAAGCUCUAGUACUCCUGAUCUUACCAGCAGUCAUCAGACAUCACUACCUUGCUCUAGUCCUGAUGCCACUCCAUUAAAAAAUUUGAACUCUAAUGUCCACCUACGUGAUGAUGCUAUUGGAUUCACUAACUUAGCUUACAGACCUCCAGAUACGUCACAAUUUACCCCACGUAAGGUAGUGCCUGAAAUUUAUCGAAGUCAUUCUUAUGAGCCUACUUCUGUUGGCUGCGCUAAAAUAGUAACAUCAAAUGCUAUACCCCAUCAGACAAUAGCUUCAUCUCAAAAAGUUGGUUCUCAGACUAGUUUACCCAUACAUACGUACCAGAACUACAACCCUACUGCAACCGUUACGGACAGUUCUGUCAAUCAUCUCUCGGAACCUAUUCAUCAAGUCCCUGCUAAGCAAGACAAUCAUUUUAGUAUCAACAACCUGUCUUCUGCAAGUACAGCUGCUGCUGUUAAUUUAUCUCGAUGCGAUGUUGCUUCUCAAAGAAAUUCAAGUGUUCCUCAAAGGGAAGACUCGCACUCAAUGGGUCCCAUGUUGUUGGCUGCUAUGAAUGGUCUUUGCAUUUCAAGGCCAGAUAUUCUUAUUUCACAAGUUGAAGAGACAAGAAUUCCAAUGGAUUCUAGAAUUCAAGCCCUUGAAAAUAGAAUAGCUGAAGGCCAAGUCUUCUUAGAAUUUGAACGUGUCAUUAAGAAGAAACCAAAUGCAGAUUUCACCACAGCCUUGUUACCAGAAAACUUAUCUAGAAAUCGUUUCAAAGAUGUGUUCCCUUAUGAAGAAAACAGAGUUCGCCUUACUCCAACGAAUGAAAAUACUACAGGUUAUAUCAAUGCUUCCCAUAUCAGUUUGUCUCUGGGAUCUACGCUGAGGUUUUAUAUUGCUGCUCAAGGUCCUUUACCUAACACAUUGUACAGUUUUUGGCAAAUGAUUUGGGAGCAUCACGUGUCAGUCAUCGUAAUGUUGACUGAAGUUCAAGAACAGGGUCGAGAUAAAUGUUUCCCAUACUGGCCUCAAGAAGAUGGUAAUAAGUUGCAAAUUGGAGAGUUUCAGAUUGUCAGAAAUUUUAGUAUGUCAUCGCCAACAUAUGUUACAUGCUCAUUGUCUUUGUGUCACAUUACAUCCCACCAACAAAGAUCAGUAUGGCACAUUCAAUACACAGACUGGCCUGAUCACAGUUGCCCGCAAGAUGUCCAAGGCUUUAUUGCUUUUAUGAGUGAAGUGGAUGCUGUUAGAAGGCAUGCUCUAAGUAAUCAGGAAACUGGAAUGUGCUCUUCACCUGUUGUUGUGCACUGCAGUGCGGGAGUUGGCCGAUCAGGAGCUGUAGUUUUGUGUGACAUCAUGCUGUAUUGUUUGGAUCACAAUCAGCCCAUUGACAUACCAAAAGUGCUGACGCAUUUGCGUCUACAGAGAAUGCUGACUGUACAGACUUUAGCCCAAUACAAAUUUGUUUAUAAUGUUCUUAUACAGUAUUUAAAAAAUUCUCGUCUGAUAUAA